AUGGGAGCGAGCGGCUCGGGAAAAACCACACUCCUUGACGUUCUCUCGGACCGCAUCUCUUCGCGCAACCUCACUGGGGAGAUCUCCUUGAACGGUGCUCCGGUGAAAGGCGACACGAUCCGACGGCUGUCCGCGUACGUGAUGCAGGACGACCUGAUGUUUCCCGCGCUGACGGUGCGCGAGACGCUCAUGUACGCCGCGGAGUUGCGGCUGCCGCCGACCGUUAGCCGCGUGGAGAAGGCGGAGAAGGUGCGCCGCCUCAUCCGCCUACUGGGCCUCACCAAGGUGGAAAACUCCAAAAUCGGCGACGAAAAUAACCGCGGCAUCUCCGGCGGCGAAAGGAAGCGCGUCGCUAUUGGCGUGGAAAUGAUCGGCGAUCCCAAGAUUCUUUUUUUGGAUGAACCCACGUCGGGGCUGGACUCUACUAGCGCGUUCCGAGUCGUGAAGGUGAUUAAGAGGAUCGCGGUGCGGACGGGGAGUAUUGUGGUGAUGGUUCUGCACCAGCCGAGCUUUCGCCUUCUGGGUCUCUUGGAUCGGCUGCUGCUGCUCGGCGCAGGACGGAUGUUGUUUUUCGGGCAGCCCGCGCAGCUGCCCGAGUUCUUGUCCGCAUUCGGCUGCCCGCCGCCGCCGUUCGCGAACCCGACGGAAUUUGCUCUGGAUGUGAUCCAACGGCUGGGACACGAGACGGAGGGAGGCGCAAAGCGCGGCGACGACGUGGACGGCGAGGAUGAUGACGAGGAGGAGUAUGACAUGGAUGGUACCGAGAUUAUUAAGUGCCACGUGGCGGGGGAAGCUGCUCCGAAAAGGACAAAUGCAUCUCUGGCCAGGCAACCGGCAGGCAAUUGCUGUGAUGGUGAGAAGGAGACGGAGGGCGAGUCGAAGACGGGAAUUCCGACAGACAAGAGAGACGGAAUCCAACGGCUGGCCGACUUCUACACCGUCUGGUCACAAGGAGGCUCCAGCGGCGUUGGCGACUCGUCCCGCGGCAGUAGCGAGGGCGGCGAAAGCUUUUCCAUCCCUCCUAGCAGCCCCUCCACGUGCUUCAGCCCGGAUCAGGCUGCAGUGGCGGCAGCGACUGCAGCAGCUGUAGCUGCUAGAACUGCGGCUGCAGCGGCCGCGGCGGCGGCUGCAGUGGCCGCGGCGAACGGGAAUGAAAUGGUUACUAUCCCUACAGGCGGCUCACCAGGUGGUACUUCAGGUGCUUCGCCGGAUGCUCGAGUGGCGGAAACUUACAGCGGCGGUGGCGGCGCUGCCAGCGCGCAGAUGGGGUUCCUCGGGGAGCGCCAAAGCGCGGGUGCGGCGCAGCUACAGCCUCUCGGGGAGCGCAAUUGCGCGGGCGAGGGCGCGCAGACAGAGCACUGCGGCGAGCGCAAGUAUGCGAACGGGUGGUGGCGGGAGCUGCGCGUGCUGAUGAGCCGAUCCGUGCGCGUCAUCGCGCGCACCCCUGCGCUGUACCUGCUGCGCCUGCUGCUGAUCAUGGUCACGGGGCUGCUCAUCGCGUCGCUCUUCUGGCGCCCGCCCUUCAACGCGGAGGGGCUGCACGAGCGGCUGGCGUUCAUCUCGUUCCUCGUGUGCACGCUCUUCUUCUCCUCCGCUGAUGCUACGCCACUCUUCAUCCAGGAGCGCAACAUUUUCAUCCGGGAAACGUCGCAGCACGCGUACCGGCCGUCCACAUACAUGGUGGCGUCGACCCUGGUGUACCUGCCUCUGCACGUGCUCAUGGCCCUUGCCAUCACUGCCGAGUCCUGGUGGUGUGUCAACCUGUCCGGCGGAGGAACCUCGUUUUUCUUCGUGGUGCUCGUCUGCUUCUGCUGCCUCUUCACCGGGAACGCCUAUGCCACGUUCGUUAGUGCUGCUGUGAACAAUCAGCUCAACCAUGGCCAACUUUGCCCUCAGUCAACGUCCCUCUCCUUUCCUCUCUCCCUACCCUCCCCCUCUUCCAGUGUCAUCCUCGCCUACGCCAUAGUCAUCUCCACAAUGGCCAACUUCGCCCUCGUCUGCGGCUUCUACAUCCAGCGGCAGAGCAUCCCACCGUUCUGGAUCUGGCUGCACUACCUCUCACCAGUCAAGUACGCCUACGAGGCAGUCACCCUCAACGAGUUCGCCGCAGCCGGCCCCUCCACCUGCUACCAGCCUGCGGGGGAUCUCUUUGCCGCCACUCCUCUCUCCGUGCUCCUCUCGCCUGCUCAGGUGAAUCAGUCACUAGCUGUGCUUCGCCCCGCGCUCGCUCGGACGCCGUUUACAGAUCUGUCUGUAAGUACAUGCUUACAGACAGGGCCGGAGCUGCUGGUGUACUCGCUGGGGCUGACGCAGAUGAGCAAGUGGGAGUGUGUGGCGGUGCUGGUGGGGAUAGGGUGUGUGCUGCGGCUGCUGCACUGGCUGCUGCUGGUCAGGCUGUCUCGCACCAAGAGAGGGUGA
Messenger RNA from Closterium sp. NIES-65, 2418 nucleotides. The record is from the annotation of a GenBank genome assembly. NCBI's taxonomy places the organism in Eukaryota, Viridiplantae, Streptophyta, Zygnematophyceae, Desmidiales, Closteriaceae.